AAUAUUCCCGCCUUUUCCCAAAACUAACUCGCGCGCACCGCUUGUCUACAAACACCGUAAAUGUUGGUCUUCCUGUGGUUUCACCGUUUUGCGCGUUUUCGGCGCCCUACUUUAAUUGUUUGAUAACAAAAAGAGUAACUUUUUACGGGGGCGCUUAUUGCUCUAGCGAGCAAGAGUAAAACUGUUCAGUCAUUCGGAUUCCAUCCGUCAUUAACUUGGGCUCCCUGUACGGGAUUCCUGUGUUACUCUUUUUGGCGCGAAAAAGAAAUUUGAAGAAGCGAGUGAACUUUACAAAAAAAGAAACGUCUAUUUCGAAUCGUCUUUCUUUCAGUUAAUUUAAUGGCUUUUCUUGGUGUGAGCUCAGGCACUUAUGAUUUACCUUGCUCAUGCAAGACGAAAACCGAAUUGAGCGCCCUGAACGAAUUGCUGGGAACGGAUGAAAAGAUCGAAAAAAAGAGUCAUGCAUGGAGCGAAAAGACACUGCCAGAGGCAGCCAAACAAGAUGAAGGUUUAUGGGCAGUGUACGGACUUCUCAGUUUUGAAGACCGGAAUACGAGGAGCCAGAGUGGAAAACAAGUGUUGUUAACUGCAUGGCAAGUUUGCGACUCGAGUCGAGACCACGAAGGAGGCUAUUUGAUGAAUUACGACGAAAGCAAAAGAUCGCCUAGUAAAAGAGACGCAAAAUUAGGUAGCUCCAGAAGUCGCUCUAGCUCCGCAAGAGAGCCGAAAAACUUGGAGACGUUUACUAGGCGUUGCGACUUUGUUAAAGAAAAUAUCAAACCACAAACAAAUCAAGAAUGCGAGAGACAAGAAGACGGCCGCAUCUCAAGGCUGGGAAGAUCAGCUUCGCCUCACAAAGCCAUGAAGUUCCACCAUUUCAAACGCAUCACAGAGCAUAUGCGAUAUUACCGAGAAACUAUCACAGCCUCUGCCACGAGAAGGCAUGUUCAGAUCCAAGUGCAAAAAUCAAAAAAGGCAGUUAAACCUCCCCAGGCCCACAGCAAGGCGGAAAAUAUGACAUUCUGCAAGUUUUGUGUUUCUACUACAUCCAAUAUGAACGACAAAGAAGACCAAAAGAAUGGAUUUGGAAUUCUUAGAGUUAGCCCUUGUCUGGCAUCCCCAAAGACUCCAUCCAAGAACACUAAAGAUAAGUUAUCACAAAAAGAAGCAAAUAAAUUAAGAGAGGAGAUAAAAAGCGAUUCUUUCAACAGUUCUGCCAGUAGAAAAACGCUUGACAUCCCAAAAAAGGAAACCGUCCUCUUGAGAAGGUCAGAAAAAUGUAGGUUUUCUAUCUCUUCAGUUGCCAAGAAUUACUCUGAGGGAAAAGCUUCCCCUUGCACCAUGCUUGAUUAUGAAAAAAAGCUGAUCUUAUCACCCAGUUGCCGUGAUUUUGUUAAAAGGUCGGUACCCGAUGAGGAAAAGAAAACUAGCGAGAUACGACCGGUGAAAAAAGUGGAGUUACAAGUUUGCAGGCCCCCAAUGCUCUCAGUUGGCAACGGAAAUGGAAAGGGUCGUGGCUAUGGUGCCUGUUACUCAAGAAGGUGCAUCCGCACGGGGGGUCUCCCUUGCAGCCGAUCGUGUCAGAGUCACGCAACGCUGCCUUGGAGUGGUAGCUGGAAACCUGCAUCAAGCACUCACAUCUUUACCAUGCUCAAAAAUAUUCCUUCAUCUAUGAAACGCAUAUACAUUUCUUCAUUUACAGAGUCAGCCUGUGUACAAACAGAGUACCAAGGCCGUCCCAGCCAAGACUAUACCACUUAAACUACCAAAUGACAACGUCACAAAUUCAAAGACGCUUCCCGAGAAAGAGUUCCUCCACAUUACAACACCGAAAAUGAUUGCCAGUAAUCCAGGAAGCAAUAAAGACAGCACAACAAAGCUAACAGAGGAAUCUGAAAAUCCCCAAGACAGACGCAAUGCCCCUCUACAAGUAGCGUGCUACACCCUGGCUCAAGCUACCGACACUAGCAGUAUCCCACGGAGUAGGCUUCUAGGUCCCGCCCAACCAACCCACCAGACGGUAGCAUCUAACACCUCAAGCUUCCAGGCUUGUAUUACCCCUUCCGGCUACGCAAAAAGCAGUGUGAGUGCUCAGCUACGAAAAGACAAGCCUGCCCACACCACGAGGCGAUCAACGAGAGAGGCAUAUCGCCUAGAGCCAGCCCCGACUCAGAAAAUACCAUCAAAAGCUUCUAUUUCAAACAUCGUGCCUUUUAUGUGAUACCCUUGAAGUGGCUCGUUAUGGCAUGAUGGUGAAUCUCCCUAUUUUAGCGCUUCACUAAUAAAUCCGGGAGAGACCGGGUAUCAAUAACUUUUUUAAAUGUUAUUCUAUUUUAACCCGAUUUAAAAAGUUUUGACAACGUUAAGAUAUAUAAGUGUAUAACUUUUCAGCACUUUUUUGCACUCUACUUUUUGCAGCAUGUAAUUUUUUCCAGACAUUUUAACAGGUGUUUUUUAACGUUUAGUCAAAACCGUACUGCAUGUGCUCCGUAAACUUUAUGACUUGUAUUCAGAAAGAAAAAACUGUGACUGAAAAAACUGUUACUGUGACUAUCUUUAGUCAGUUAAGAAGGUCUCUGAAAAUAAACUAAGAUUCCUCGGUACCAGACCCC
This is a messenger RNA of Nematostella vectensis (starlet sea anemone), 2612 nucleotides long. RefSeq lists its product as uncharacterized. The transcript is spliced from 3 exons. The record is from RefSeq and is a predicted model, not a curated record. Lineage: Eukaryota; Metazoa; Cnidaria; Anthozoa; Actiniaria; Edwardsiidae. The coding region runs from base 340 to 1761 and encodes 473 amino acids.